Molecule: messenger RNA, 576 nt
Organism: Colletotrichum scovillei
Lineage: Eukaryota; Fungi; Ascomycota; Sordariomycetes; Glomerellales; Glomerellaceae
Exons: 2
Coding region: 1-576 (191 amino acids)
Source: RefSeq, a predicted model, not a curated record
AUGCGAAUAUCAUCAAAUCCCAUUAUACGAGCCGCCCUCGUGGCCGCAUGGCUCGCCUCAACAGCCCUCGCGAUGCCUCAAGUCGUCGACCGCGACGACCCCCCACCCACCCCACCAGCACCGCCGAAACCCAUCGCGACAGCCGACCAAGUCGACAUUACUCAACCAAACACCACCGUCCCUCCACCACAAGAACAGAAGCCGCCCGUUCCGAUCACAGUCCGGCUGUUCCCCAGCUCGCCGGGCGUCAAGAACUGCCGCGGCGCGUCCUUCUGCUAUAACCUACCGGGCACGGCGCAGUGCGGCAUCUUCAUGGGAAACAAGGCGGACGGGUGCGAGGCCAAGUUGUUUCGCGGGGAGCGGUGCAGCGCAUUUUCCAACGUUGCUGUUUUCCAGGACGAGCUACGGCCUGUGGGUGGCUUCUUUGCGAGCAUGAGCAUCAAGUGCGGUGUCAUACCUGUUGAGCCGAAGCCGUUGAGUUUGGGUGGCUUGGGCGGCAAGAUGCAGAAGCCCGUUCAGGGGAAGGGCAAGAAGGCUAGGAGGGCGGUUGUGUCUGCGAUACUCGACGAUGACUAG